Messenger RNA from Myxocyprinus asiaticus (Chinese sucker), 6464 nucleotides. RefSeq names its product zinc finger MYM-type protein 4-like. The coding region runs from base 281 to 4810 and encodes 1509 amino acids. The record is from RefSeq and is a predicted model, not a curated record. Gene Ontology annotation, molecular function: zinc ion binding. The transcript is spliced from 29 exons. NCBI's taxonomy places the organism in Eukaryota, Metazoa, Chordata, Actinopteri, Cypriniformes, Catostomidae.
ACUGCUCAUUUCCGUACAACGAAAGUGGAUGGAGACGACGACUGUUAAGCUCCAAAACGGACAAAAAUCAACAUAAUAGUGGUCCACGUGAUUCGUAAACUGUAUCCAAAGCCAUACACCUGCUUUAUGAGAGGAAUAUACCGAAAUGUGAUAAUCGUGCCGCCUCGCGCCGUAGCUCUCAAAUCUAGUUCCAUUUUCUGUAUGUUCAAACUUGCACAUAAAACCACAUUGUUUUCGCGUGCAGUGAGUCGCUCCGAGUCACGUUUGUUGAUUAUUUAAAAUGGUACGCGUGUGUGCUUUUCCUGGAUGCUCCAACCGAGAGAAACCGCUGAGACUCCGACAAGCAUCAUCGCAGGAGGAAAGUUUGACUUUCCACACGUUACCGCUGCAUGAUCGCGGGAGACUGGCGCUGUGGCUGCUCGCUCUUCGCCGGGAUCUGGACUCACCCAUUGAAUCUCUUCGCACACUGAGGGUUUGCGGUGAUCAUUUCUCGCCUGACGAUUUCAGUGCCGUCCCGGGAACAAAACGACGACUUCUCAGAGCAACAGCUGUGCCUGGGCAAUCUGUACAUCGAACCGAGGAGACUGUGAGUGGUUCAUAUCUUCAAAUUGGACCACAUGGGGAACUUCAGUCAAAGCUUAUUUUGACCGUUCCAAAUUCAGAACCAUCUACAAGUUCAUCAUCUUUAGGGGCCUACUAUGCCCUUCCUCCCACAUGGUACUAUCAGUCGGAUGAACCUGAACAGGCUGAACUACGUAUGGAAGAUAAUUUUGAUGUAGAUGACAGCAUGGAUUCUGUUGCUCAUCCAGAAGCAGGUGUCCUAAUGGCCUGUGAGGAUUCCACAGAAUAUCUUACCGGAGAUUCCGAUAGUUCACCAGAAGUGACGCCUGAUACAGUGAACCCAUGCAAGCAGAACAGUACUGAGACAGGUGAAGAAGACCCAGACCCUCAAGAGAGCCUGAUGGAAGGCCAUCAGAUUGAGGACACCGAUAUUAACACAGAGGAUACAGCCCAGUGUUCAGAAGAGCUAGUGAUCACUAAAGUUGAGGAUUUGAGGGAUGAAAUGCCAUUGGAUGAGAUGGAUAGACCAGAUUUUGCAGAAGCAGAGACAGCCAAAGAUGUAAAAAACAGGAAUAUGGAAUCAUCAUCUGGAACGCAAACAAAAUCGGUGUUAAAACUUAGCACAAAUCCUCAUGUUGUCCCACCCUCUGACGUUCUACCUGUGAAGAUCAAAGAUGAACCAAUGGAUGAGGAAUAUAAGAGAGAACCGCAGACCCCAAUGGGAAACAUACAGGAUGAUGAGGAGUUUAAUCAGACACCUGAUGAGAUCAAGAUCCGUGCAGGGUUCUCUAUUGGAGGAAAUGCCACAUUCAUUGGAGCUCCAACAGCCACCUCUGCAAAGGCACCAUCAGUCCAUGAAGAAUCUGUUCCUGGUGUGGCCCCUUUGAAGCCAAUUGGGUUGGUCUGCGCUGGAUGUAAAAAGGUCAUGCUGAAAGGACAGACAGCUUUCCAGCGUAGUGGCUCUGCUAAACUCUUCUGCUCACCUCAGUGCCUCUGCAGCACCUCUACCAUGGUGGUCAAGAAGAAAACCUGUCACUACUGUCUCAACGAGAUUCUUGAUAUGAAAGGUGUGCUCAAUGCCCCAGUGGACAUGGCAGGGACUUUAAAGCAAUUCUGCAGUCAAAAAUGCCUUGGUGAUUUCAACUUUAAAUGCAGGAUGUGUCAGAAGACUUGUGUGACUCAUAGUCAUGAAGUGAACGUGAUGGGCACGGUCCAUAAGCUGUGCAGUGAUGACUGUUUCAACCAGUUCCGCUCCUCCAAUAAGCUGACCAUGAACUGCUGCAUGAACUGUAGUGGGUACUGCAAUAGUACAGAUGGUCAGUGUCCCACUCUGCAGAUAGAGGGUAGUGUUACGAAGUUCUGCAGCCAAAACUGCCUCAAAGCCCACAAAAAGAAGAAUCUGAAACCUGUAACCUGCAAAAUGUGUCGCGCCGUGCGCCUGGCUGCAGAUAUGGUGGACAGUCCAAAUUCCGAGGGCAUCAGAGAGCUUUUCUGCUCCCAUUCUUGUGCCACAGCAAGUAAAGGCCAGACUGCCAACUCCUCAGGCAAACAAGGUGCUCCAGUGGAAUGUAACAACUGCAAGCAGAAGCUUGUGCCUCAGUACCAUCUAGCCAUGUUUGAUGGAACCGUUCAGAACUUCUGCUCCUUGUCCUGUGUAGUGGCAUAUCAGGAAUCUCUCAAUAAGAAAAAAUCUAAAAAAGAGGCAAAAACGGUAACCUCUACAAGCAAGAGCAUAUCUACGCCAAAAUCUGUUGCCCCCAAAACAACUGCUGCCCCCAAAUCGGCUCUUCCAGAGUCCAGCUUAUCAACCAAGACUACCACUCCCAGUGGUCAAGGGCAAACAGUCACCAAGCUCCCAUGCUGUCAAUGUCUGCAAUCGUUUUUCCACAAGCCAGAACUACUGGAGUUCCAGAGAAAAAUGUAUGCCUUCUGUGGCGACGCUUGUGUUGUGGAGUUCAGAAGGAUUAACAAAGUCAAGGCUCUCUGUGAAUACUGCAAGGUCACUAAAGUUGUGAAAAUUGUGAAAAGGAUAAACUACACUGACUUGUAUUUUUGCGAAGAGAAAUGCAAUUUAUUGUAUGAGCAGAACUUGACCAAGCGCUGGGGGAAGAAACAUUGUCGCAGCUGCCUUUACUGUAACGGCAGCUCUAAGACUCUAGUGACUGGUCUCUUCAAUAACAAGCUGGAGGAGUUUUGUGGGAAAGAAUGCUUGACAAAGUACACUGCAUUGACCCGUCAGGAAGUAAAGUGUGGAAUGUGCAGGCAGGCCAAGAAGUUGACAGAGUCUGUGAAAUGGCUGGACGAAAUUAAGCAUUUCUGCAGCUUGAGGUGCCUCAUGUUCUUCUGCAGUCUACAGGGCAUCACUGGAGCAGUCAUCAAAGCUGCAGGCAAAUCUCUGCCUACACAGGGCACGACUCCGUCCUCUGCCGUCCCUCAAGGUACUAAAGAGGCCACACCAGUCAUUGCCAAAGUUGUAUCACUCUCAAGUGCAUCCAGUGGACAGCCAGGUGGCUCAGCAAAGACAGAUCUGAAAGGCUCUGUUCCAUCUGUUACUGUAGAAGUUACAGAAGAAGGAGAUGAUAGUAGACCAAAGCGCAUGGGGAAAGAUCCCCAAGUCCUAAAGAACAAGGCCUCAAAUAAAUCCAAGAGCAAAAGCAAGAACAAAGCCACGACCUGCAAACCCAACACCUGUGAUGUUGAGAUACAAAUAGAUAAAACGCCUAAAGUGAUCGUACUGCCUGUGCCAGUGCCAGUCUAUGUACCACUUCCAAUGCAUCUCUACUCACAAUACAUUCCACAGUCUGUGGGGAUACCACUUCCGGUACCAGUGCCCUUGUUCUUCCCCACUACACUAGACAGUGCUGAGCGCAUUGUUGAGACCAUUCAGGAAAUCAAAGAGAAGAUCCCUGAUGAUCCACUAGAGGCCGACCUCAUAUUGAUGGCUGAGAUGGUGGCUGAGGAUGCAGAGAAGGAGAAAACCAUCACCUCAAUUGAUCAGACUUGUAAGUUGAAAGAGGACCUUGAAUUGAAAGACUUAUCCAGCAAUCAAAACUGGAAGGAGGACUCUGUCUUCUCUGCCCAGACAUGCAAUCAAGAUCAAACCCCAAAGCUUGGGAAGCCUCCUACAUCCAAAUCUACCACACCAACCCCCAUCUCCACCCCAGCAGAAGAGUCACAGAUUUACCAAAAGGCUGAUAUCCCAGUUGCAUCACAGGAGCAGCAGAAAAUUGUCAAGCAGAGAGCUAUCAAGAGAGGCCAUGACAGCAUCCCUGAAAAGCGGCGGUGUGCAGAAACAAUGGCAGCUACAUCAGCUUCAGACACCUUCACUAACCUCUCCAAACUACAACAUGAGUACGGUGUCAGUGCCUGGAAGGACUGGGUACGUUGGAGAAACACCCAACCGAACUUGGAGACACCUAAAUGUGGUUCACGAAGUAUGACACUCAAGGAGGACUUGUUGAAUUGUAGCCCUGCUGAACUCAGCUAUGGCCUCUCCAAGUUCAUCUCUGAGGUUCGGCGACCCAAUGGAGAGAAAUACAGUCCUGAUAGCAUCUUUUAUCUCUGCUUAAGCAUCCAACAGCACCUGUUUGAAAAUAAUCGGAUGGAGAACAUUUUUGUAGACAACUUGUACAGUAAAUUCUGCCAGGAUAUGACCAAUAUACUCAAGGGGUGGAAACCAGCUCUUUGGCCCAGCGGUAAUGUUCAUUCUCGUGUGGAGGAGAAGUACUUGUGGGACUGUAAGCAGCUGGGGGCAUUCUCACCCAGUGUCCUGCUCAACACGCUGAUUUAUUUCUUCACCAAGUUCUUCUACUUCAAGACAGUGGAACAGCACCGGCGCCUCUGUUUCGGCAAUGUCAAACGCUACUCUGUUCGUAAAGUGUCCUAUUUGCGUUUCUACCCCCCUGUAGAUGACACAGAUACUGUCCCUGCAAAGAAGAGGAAGAAGGAAGAUGACAAGAAAAAGGUGCUAAAGAUAAGAGAGAAUACUAAGAACCCUCUCCGUUGUCCCGUCAGGUUGUAUGAGUUUUAUCUAUCUAAAUGCUCACCCAGUGUGAGACAACACGAGAAUCUGUUCUACCUGAGCCCUGAACGCUCCUGCGUGCCGAGCAGCCCCAUGUGGUUCUCAACCACCUCGCUGACUGACGAGGCACUGGACAGUAUGCUCACACGCAUCCUUACAGUCAGAGAGCUGCAUGUGGAGGAAGACAAAUCCCCUAAUGAGAAUGAUUCAGAUAGUGACUCAGACUGAGACAUGGUGCACAUUAAAAUGACUGUAAAAUAUGUCUCAGAAUCAUCCAGUAGAAAUCUUUCCUGUAUGUUAAAUACCACAAAUCUGAGAGAACCUAAGUUCCACCUUUUUAGAAAUUAACUAUUUGUGAUAAAUGGAAAGCAAGUCUUUGUUAUAUAUUUUUUCCAUAUUUGAUCUUGUUGUUACAAGUGACAAGUCUGUAUAAAAUUUUUUUUUUUUUUUUAAGUGGUGGGAGAAUGAGCAAUGUGAACUAGAAAAUGUGGAGAUUUCAAGAACAGUUUUUGAAAGGUACAUGAGAUUGUAUGUGCUAGGAUAACGCUAGACUCUUUACUGACAUCGAGUCUCCUUUGUAUUAUACUGAUAAACACAAGUCUUUGGCAGUAUCAUUCAAAAAACGGAUUUUAAAGCUGAAGAAUGUAAUUUUUGGGUGUUAAAAUACUUUCUCCUAUCCCACCAUAAUAAGCAGACAAAUAUAUGUAAACCAUUCGUAGGCUAGUUUUCUCGAAAACUAAAAACUGUCGCUGUAGCGCUAUAAAAAUGUCUCUUUGUUUUGAGUGACUUGUCCAGAGCAGGACUAUGUUUGUUCGAGCAACAGAAAUUGGGGGUCAUAUUCGGAAAGUCUGUUAGAAAACAAUGAAUGCUUUUACAUGCACGUUCUUACACCGAUUAUGCUUAAUAAGCCGACAACGCAUGCGGGCAUGAAAACACAAUAAACCGCGUUCCUUUAUCGGUGUAAAGGCCAUAAACGGCUUAAGAAUGAACUGGUUGACACGGGUAGAGUUUUGCCAAUUACGCAGAUUGCACGUGCCAUGUAAACAUCGCAGCCGGUGUUCUUAAGCCGGUGUCUCGCUAGCUGAUUUUUCCAAUGAUUUUCAGGUGUUAGCUUCAUUAAUAUAAUCACCGGCCAGGCAGAGGGAGACAAGGCAGCCAUUAGCGUUUCUCAGUGGGAGGUGUUAAUCUCUUGACCAUUGGGACUCCCUGAUGAGUUACUGGCUUGAAACACUGAAAAUACACAUCCAGCUUGCUUGAAAUUUUCACUGGCUGUGGGUGGGGCGUGAACAUGUCACCAAUGAGUGCAGUUUGUGACUGAAAAGUCAAGAGACAUUGAUUGUCACCAUAUUUUGAUAAUGAUCUGUCUAUUUAAUCAUUUCAUAUAGUUGUGCAACAAGUUAACAGUUGUUAGCUGGUCAUUAUCGCAAAAUAAACCCAUCCAAGGUUAAAGUGCAUUAUUCGUCUGUUAAUAUCGAUUUAUAAACACACACGUGUAAAUGAAAGCAACUGUUAUGGUUGCGUUCUUACCUCAAUUCCCACUGAAGAACUGCCAAGGCAUAUAGUCCGCGUAAGUGUGGUCUUUUCCAAAACUUUUGGUGCUUACUAUUCUUUCUACGUCUAGCCAGAAAUCAUAAAACGGAAACUGCUGCCGCAAAACACUGCUUGCUGUUCAUGUUUAUCUGUGUGUUCAUGUUUCGCACAGAGGUGGUGCUCUUGCUCUUAUUUCUGCAAGCUUCAGGUUGAUUGGCUGCGAAAAAGGGGCAUGACAGUGAAGCGCAGAGAAAAGUCAAAGGCAGUGGUUAAGUGUGACACCUCCCCUCCAUUUUUAACCUGUAAAUGUGACAGGCUCUCUGACUAGGUGGGAAAGAUCAGCAACAACAGU